AUGAAUGAAUAUGAGGUUAUUGUUGAACGUCAUCCUGGGUCACAAAUUAAUGAUCUAGAUAAGCACAAGUUUCUUGUGCCGAGUGAAAUAACGGUUGCCCAAUUCAUGUGGAUUAUCCGAAAGAGGCUUGAACUGUCCCCUGAGAAGGCACUGUUCCUUUUCUUCGAUGACUUAGUGCCACAAGCCAGCUUGACUAUCGGCCAAUUGUACAACGAACGCAAGAGCGAUGAUGGCUUCCUCUAUGCGCAUUACAGUGGAGAGAAUUCCUUCGGCGUAACAUCGGCGAAUCCUGGACAAGUAAAAUUCUAUCAAACUUGCAUCAUUCGGCAAAAUUUGUGUCUCUGCGUCAACACCGGUUUUCGCGGGCACAAAGAGCGGCGUCGGAGGUCUGUCGAGAAAUGCAUCGGUCUGGCAGCAGACGUCGUCGGCUUCGAUAACAUCGUAAAGCUCCUCAAGGAAGAGUUCAGUUUGAACGUCGGUGUGUUUUCGCCCUGA
Molecule: messenger RNA, 495 nt
Organism: Mesocestoides corti
Lineage: Eukaryota; Metazoa; Platyhelminthes; Cestoda; Cyclophyllidea; Mesocestoididae
Source: the annotation of a GenBank genome assembly